Molecule: messenger RNA, 812 nt
Organism: Hibiscus syriacus
Lineage: Eukaryota; Viridiplantae; Streptophyta; Magnoliopsida; Malvales; Malvaceae
Product: bax inhibitor 1-like
Exons: 6
Coding region: 72-812 (246 amino acids)
Cellular component (GO): membrane
Source: RefSeq, a predicted model, not a curated record
CUAGAGGUUUAUUCCUUCAGAUUCUCUUUGAAUUUGCUUGAGAUUCCCCCCAAUUUCUUUCACUACAAACAAUGGAUGCGUUCUCUUCAUUCUUCGAAUCCCAAUCGAGAAGCAGAUGGAGUUACGAUACUCUCAAGAAUUUCCGUCAGAUCUCUCCCGCUGUCCAAACUCAUCUCAAACAGGUUUACUUGACCCUAUGUUGUGCACUGGUAGCCUCUGCUGUUGGAGCUUAUCUCCACAUCCUUUGGAACAUUGGGGGUUACCUCACCACAUUUGCAUGCUUGGGAACCAUUUAUUGGCUCCUCUCCACCCCUCCUUAUGAAGAACAAAAGAGGGUAUCUCUUCUGAUGGCAUCGGCAGCGUUCCAAGGGGCGUCAGUUGGUCAUCUGGUUGACUUGGCCAUUCAGAUUGACCCAAGUGUUUUGGUAGCUGCAUUUGUGGGAACAGCGUUGGCCUUUGCAUGUUUUUCAGGAGCAGCGAUGUUAGCAAGGCGCCGAGAGUACCUUUACCUUGGUGGCUUGCUUUCAUCUGGUGUGUCCAUGCUUCUCUGGUUGCAUUUUGCUUCCUCCAUCUUUGGUGGUUCCACAUCACUCUUUAUGUUCGAGAUCUACUUAGGCUUAUUGGUGUUUGCGGGAUACAUGGUAGUUGACACGCAGGAGAUAAUCGAGAAGGCACACUUGGGUGACCUAGACUAUGUGAAGCAUGCCCUGACCCUUUUCACCGACUUCAUAGCCGUAUUUGUUCGCAUUUUGGUGAUCAUGUUGAAAAAUUCGGCGGAGAAGAGCGAGAGAAGGAAGAAGAAGAGAGACUGA